Messenger RNA from Lotus japonicus, 1822 nucleotides. Its product is annotated as calmodulin-binding receptor-like cytoplasmic kinase 2. The transcript is spliced from 6 exons. Gene Ontology annotation, biological process: protein phosphorylation. Gene Ontology annotation, molecular function: ATP binding; protein kinase activity. The coding region runs from base 87 to 1487 and encodes 466 amino acids. The record is from RefSeq and is a predicted model, not a curated record. NCBI's taxonomy places the organism in Eukaryota, Viridiplantae, Streptophyta, Magnoliopsida, Fabales, Fabaceae.
AUAAGGGAAGGAAUGAACACAUGAAAUGAAACACUUUUAAAUUUUAGCUCCAGGAAAUGAUCCUGGAAUAGCUUUGACAUCUGCAAAUGAAGAAAUCACCAAGCCCCAAUUUGCAUCAGUCUAGUAGCAAAAGAAAGCAGAAAUCUAAUCUCCAAGAUAGUAUAGGCUAUGGCACAAAUAGGAGCAAUUCAAAGCCUCAUCCAACACUGAAAUCUUUCAAGUCUGCUGUCAAAAAAUUUGCAGCUGUUUUUUCAUUGAUUCUCUCUGGCAAAAGAAAGACAGCCUCAGAAGUUAUUGGAAGUGAUGACAGAAAUAAUACAGCUAAAGUCAGAGGAGUGUUAUCAUCUUCAACUAGUGUAUCUUCUGGAAGUAACAACAAGAGUUCAUCAAAGUGGAAGUUUUCUUAUUCCUAUCCAUCAGCCAGCACUGCAACUACAAGUGAACAACAGCUUGGAAUUGUGAACUUCUCCUUUGAAGAGAUUUACAAGUCAACUGCAAAAUUCUCCCCAGAUAAUCAGAUUGGGGAAGGUGGGUUUGGAACAGUAUAUAAAGGAAAGCUUAGUGAUGGAUCUCUUGUUGCUGUGAAGCGCGCCAAGAAGGAUGUACUACACAGUCACCUAUUUGAGUUCAAGAAUGAAAUAAACACUUUGUCGAAAAUUGAGCAUAUGAAUCUUGUGAGGUUAUAUGGAUAUUUGGAGCAUGGAGACGAGAAGAUGAUUAUUAUUGAAUAUGUUGGUAAUGGAACACUUCGAGAACAUUUAAAUGGCAUUCGAGGAGAUGGACUUGAAAUUGGUGAGCGUCUAGACAUAGCAAUUGAUGUUGCUCAUGCAGUAACUUACCUUCAUAUGUACACAGAUAAUCCAAUUAUCCAUAGAGACAUAAAAGCUUCAAACAUCCUAAUCACUGACAACUUUAGGGCCAAAGUGGCAGACUUUGGUUUUGCAAGGUUGUCUGAUGAUCCUGGUGCAACUCAUAUAUCAACUCAAGUUAAAGGAACAGCUGGAUACAUGGAUCCUGAGUAUCUAAGAACCUAUCAACUCACUGAAAAGAGUGAUGUUUAUUCCUUUGGUGUGUUACUUGUUGAAAUGAUUACAGGAAGAAAUCCAAUAGAGCAAAAGAGACCGCCCAAUGAGAGAGUGACAAUCAGAUGGGCAAUGCAGAUGGUGAGAAAAGGGGAUGUUGUGUUUGCCAUGGACCCGAGACUGCGAAGAAGUCCAGCCUCCAUUGAUGCGGUGAAGAAGGUUCUCAAGCUAGCUUCCCAAUGCCUUGCAUCUUUGAGAGAAUCAAGACCAUCUAUGAAGAAAUGUGCAGAAGUUCUGUGGGGCAUCCGCAAAAGUUUUAGAGAUGAAGCCAUUCCUCACCCUCCGCUUCCUUCUCACCUUUCUGAAAAUUUUCCUCAAAGAGAAAAGAAUAAGCACAUGUCAUUUGGUAUAGAAGAUGAUGACAGCUAUAAGUUUGCCUCUGCACCUAAUCCUAUUCAUUUAUAAAGUUUGUUUAGAUAGUCAAACAUUAUAAGUUUUGGUGCCAUUACAAUUACAUCUAGUGAUUAAUAUCUGUUCUUUGAAUGAGGAAAGGAGUUUGAAAUUGUACAGUGCACUCUAUGUGCAAGAAUCUGGUACAAUAGGAUUCGGAACUAAGCCGAAUAAAAAUCUUAUAGGAGAGUGAAUCCAAUUUGCGACUCAUGCUACUAGUGUUGUUGUAUAUUGACAACAACCAUUUGAACAAUUGAGAGCUUUCAUUUCAAUUUAAAGGCAAGAUGCAUUUGCAAUCAUGCAUGUGAAGAAAUAGCAGAGAAGAUAAUUGGGAAGUUAUGAGUCUUUUC